AGACUCUUAUCUCCUUCCCAGUUCUUCUUUGUGAGGCUCUCCGUUCCUCCUCUCUCGCCCCAAAACCCAAUCCAAAACCCCUUGUAAAGCCACACAACAAUCCCAAACCCCUCAAAAGUCCCAUUUUUGCUCUAAUCUUAAAACCCUUGAACUUCGUUACCCCAAAUUCCCAGUUUCCAAUGCAAAUGGAUUCAGAAGCCAAGGUCACUGCUAACUCCGUCUCAAUCUCUCAAUCCAAAGAGAACGGAGGCGGCGAUUUGUCAUCUCAUCUGGAGACUCCGGUUGUUGUCGAGGAUGAUUACGAGACUGCAUCGGAGUCCGAGGAUUUGAAUGGGAAAAACCCUUUGCCCGCGGUUGAGAGGGGUGGAAGCCCUAAUCUUGAUGAGGCUAAGAAGAGCUCGCCUGCGGUUGAGGAUGGGGUUUCUGAAGUCGUAGAGGAUAAAGUUGAGGGGGAAUUGAAUCAAGAAGUACGAAAUUCUGAUGGUGGAGGUGAAAAAGGCGAGGUUUUUAGUGGUGGGUCGAAUGCAGAAGAGGUGAAUUCUGCAGUUCAAGAGGAGGAGGAGGUGAAGGGUGAGAGUUUUGUUGCUGGAGCUGAGGGGAAUGAUUUGGGUGCUGCUGAAGAUGAGAAGAAUUAUGGGAAUUUGGUGGAGAAUACAAAAUUGAAAUCUGUUGAGGAUGAGAAUGAGGCUGGGAUGGGGAAUAAUUCGGUGGAGAGUACAAACUUAAAACCUGUUGAGGUUGAGGCUGAGGCUGGCUCAGAGAAGAAUGGGGAGCCGGCAGCUGCUCAACAUGAGAAAAAAGACGAGGGCUUGGAUGGAAACAGAGAAUUUGAAGCAGUAACAGCCACAAGUCGUGUUGGUUCUAUUCAAGAACCUGAAGAGGAAACUGAUUCAAAGCCUUCUGUUGAAACAGAGAGAGAUGUUGACGUUGAUUUAGUUGGUUCUGAUCAAAAUCUUGAAGAAGCAGCAGAGGCUUUGAAGCCUGUAGAAGUUGAAAUCAAUGCUGCAGAUACCGAUAUGGUGGAGUCUAAUGCUGCAGAGAAAGAGGAAAUGAAUGCUGCUGUGCCUGAGAAAGACACUGAAGUUAUUAACAAAGAGGAAGUGAAUUCUGCUUUGGCUCAGAAUGAAACUGAGAUUGUUGAUGGGUCAGUGGAGUCUAAGGUUGCAGAGGCUGUUGUGGCCGAAAACCUUGAAGAUACUGAUAGUCUCGCCAUGAGUCAAGAAGUUCAUGCUGCGACCGAGUCAAAGGAUGUGCAGAAGGAGACCGUACAUACUGAGGCCGACAAGAAUGAAGCUGAUGAUGCAACCGGUUCACAGGGAAGCAUUGACCUGAAAACUGAGGAGGAAAAGGGUGUAUCUACUUCAGAUCAAGUUUCAACUGAUUUAGAAGCAAAACCCAGUGAUGGUGGUAGGGAUUUAGACCUGCACAAGGAUGUUGAACCUUCACCUGCCCCUGUAGAAGAUUCUAAAAGCAAGGAGACAGAAAUACAACCUUUAGAAAAUUCAGGUAUAACGGAGAGCGGGACUUCCUGUGAAAUAUCUGUUGGAAGCGUGCUGCCUGUUUCUGUUCAUGGUGAGAAAGUAGAGCCUGAAAACAAUGGCCUUCAUGUAGAUGAUGAUGAUGAAAACCCUAUUCAGAACGAGGCAGAAGAGGAAGAGGAGGAUGGUGAUGUUACUGACCAGCAACCUAGGGUUGCAAUAUUGGAUAGCUCUGAAACUGCGAAACAAAUUAUAAAAGAAAUGGAGGGAGGGUCUUCAGCCACCAGUUUUGAGAGCUCUAACAGUUACCGACAUGAAAUGGAAGGGCAGAUUGUUUCUGAUUCUGAUGAAGAAGUGGACACUGACGAGGAGGGCGGUGAAAAGGAGUUAUUCGACUCUGCUGCCUUGGCUGCUUUGUUGAAGGCAGCAACUGGUGGUUCUUCUGAGGGAAAUUUUACCAUAUCUUCUCAAGAUGGCACUCAAGUUUUCUCCAUGGACCGACCAGCUGGAUUGGGUUCCUCUGCUGCAGCUUUGCGGCCAGCUCCUGGCCGGUCUGCUCGACCUACACUUUUCAGUCCCUCAGAGCUGGCGGUAACCGCAGAGCCCGAGAAUGAAAUGACUGAAGAAGAGAAGAAACUGCAUGAGAAGGUUGAGGACAUUAGAGUGAAGUUUCUUCGUCUCAUUAUGAGGUUAGGUCAUACAUCUGAAGAUACUGUAGCUGCUCAGGUUCUAUAUCGCCUAAAUCUUGCUGAAGGGAUCAGAAGAGGGAGGCAAAUGGGCCGGUCUUUUAGCAUUGAGGCUGCUAAGAGAAAGGCCGUGCAACUCGAAGAGGAGGGUGAAGAGGAUUUGAAGUUCUCUUGUAACAUUCUCAUCCUUGGGAAGACUGGCGUGGGCAAGAGCGCAACCAUAAAUUCCAUCUUCGGUGAAGAGAAGUCUCAUACAAAUGCUUUCCAAGCAGCAACAACUUCAGUUAGAGAGAUUUCUGGUGUUGUGGAUGGGGUUAAAGUUCGAGUUAUAGACACCCCUGGUCUUAGAUCCUCAGCAAUGGAGCAAGCAACAAAUAGAAGAAUUUUAUCAUCCAUAAAGAAGUAUACUAAGAAAUGCCCUCCAGAUAUUGUUCUCUAUGUCGAUCGGCUUGAUACCCAGACUCGUGAUUUUAACGAUUUGCCUCUGUUGAGGUCCAUUACUGGUGCCUUGGGUUCUUCUAUUUGGUUCAAUGCCAUAGUUGCUCUGACCCAUGCUGCUUCUGCUCCACCGGAAGGGCCCAAUGGUUCUCCUUUGAGCUAUGAGGUGUUCAUAGCUCAGAGAUCUCACGUUGUUCAGCAUUCAAUUCGACAAGCUGCUGGUGACAUGAGGCUGAUGAACCCGGUGGCUCUAGCUGAGAACCACCCUUCAUGUAGGAGGAACAGAGAAGGGCAGAGGGUGCUUCCCAAUGGCCAAAGCUGGAGGCCUCAGCUGCUGCUAUUGUGCUAUUCCUCAAAGAUUCUCGCCGAGGCUAAUUCCCUUUUGAAGCUUCAAGAUCCUAGCCCUGGAAAGCUCUUUGGAUUCCGCCUCCGCUCCCCACCCCUCCCUUACUUGUUGUCAACCCUACUGCAGUCCAGAACUCAUCCAAAGCUUCCCAGUGACCAGGGCGGUGAUGAUGGAGAUUCUGACAUAGACCUGGAUGACUUUUCUGAUGCAGAAGAUGGAGAGGAGGAUGAAUAUGAUCAGCUUCCUCCUUUUAAGCCUCUUAAGAAAUCCCAGCUUGCCAAACUUACCAAGGAGCAAAAAAGGGCCUACUUUGAUGAAUAUGAUUAUCGAGUUAAACUUCUUCAGAAGAAACAGUUUAAGGAGGAGAUUAGGAGGUUGAAGGAGAUGAAGAAGAGAGGGAAAAGCGGCAGGGAAGAGUCACCCUAUGGGGACAUGGGUGAAGAUUUUGAUCAGGAUGGUGCACCAGCUGCAGUGCCUGUUCCUUUACCUGACAUGGUAUUGCCGCCUUCCUUUGACUGUGAUCUUCCUAGCUAUCGGUACCGUUUCUUGGAGCCAACUUCGCAGCUUCUGACAAGGCCUGUACUGGAUUCCCACGGCUGGGACCAUGAUUGUGGCUAUGAUGGUGUUAGCCUUGAGGAGAGUCUUGCUGUUGCUAACCGGUUUCCUGCAGCAGUUGCAGUUCAAAUCACAAAAGACAAAAAGGAUUUCAACAUUCAUUUGGAUUCUUCCAUUUCAGCCAAACAUGGGGAGAAUGGUUCUUCUCUUGCUGGCUUUGACAUCCAGUCCAUUGGGAAACAGCUUGCUUACAUUCUCCGUGGUGAGACCAAGUUCAGGAACUUGAAGAAAAACAAGACGGCGGCUGGAAUAUCUGUGACUUUCCUAGGUGACACUGUGGCAACUGGAUUGAAAGUUGAGGACCAGCUUAUGAUUGGAAAGAGGGUAGCUCUGGUGGCUAGCACAGGUACAAUCCGAGCCCAAGGUGAUGUAGCAUAUGGAGCUAAUUUGGAAGCACGUCUUAGAGAGAAGGAUUAUCCCAUUGGCCAAUCACUUUCCACAUUGGGGCUCUCGCUGAUGAAGUGGCGUGGUGACUUGGCUUUAGGUGCUAAUUUGCAGUCUCAGGUGAAUAUUGGAAGGAACUCAAAGGUGGCAGUUCGUGUUGGCCUUAACAACAAGCGCAGCGGGCAGAUCACGAUCCGGACAAGCUCCUCAGAUCAUCUUCAGCUUGCACUUGUUGGGAUCAUUCCAGUUGCUCUUUCUGUCUUCAGGAACAUCUGGCCGGGUGAGUCUGAAUUCGCUCACUAGAUUUAGUUUCAGAGCUAUCAUUAGUUAGACUGUGAGAGGAUGACGGAGUUAGGGUUUCUUGAAUCAGAGCAUAGUUCGGUAUCAAAGUCUUUAUUAUAUUUCAAUAAUGAACGCCUAUUUUGAAUUUUGAACUCUAUUUGAGCAGUUGAAUUUGGUCGAUUGAUAUUGUUCUCGGAUUAUAAGACUUUUGGUGCAUAAAAUGGUGGGCAAAAAGUUAUACACUUCUGUCAAUUUUCAUUUA
Asparagus officinalis (garden asparagus) is the source of this 4491-nucleotide messenger RNA. RefSeq names its product translocase of chloroplast 159, chloroplastic-like. Lineage: Eukaryota; Viridiplantae; Streptophyta; Magnoliopsida; Asparagales; Asparagaceae. Gene Ontology annotation, molecular function: GTP binding; GTPase activity. The record is from RefSeq and is a predicted model, not a curated record. Gene Ontology annotation, cellular component: chloroplast outer membrane. The transcript has 2 exons. The coding region runs from base 180 to 4250 and encodes 1356 amino acids. Gene Ontology annotation, biological process: protein targeting to chloroplast.